GGACAAGUGGUGGGCCGAGUUCAAGGGCAAGCAGGGCGGCUACCAGGCCCGUGCUGCGCGCAUCCGUUAGGUCGUACCGUCCAAGCCGCGCCUGCCGAUGUAGGAAGAUAGAUAGAUACCAUCGUAAAGCACGUAGAAUUAAGUAGAACAAUGCGUUGACGCAUGAAGAUAUCCAUAUACGAGCUAUUUGCGUAAUAUUCACAUGCCCUUCACGAUCUUCCAUCAAAAUCAGCACAACUCUGAUGAGCCAGUGAACAGAUUGGGUGGUUCAUGUUCAGUUACCAGUCUUGGCGGUCGUGGGGUGGGGUGGCUGGUGCAUCAGAGAUUCAAAGCGCGUUCAAACGCUUUCGCGAAGUCGUUUUUCGCGAGAAUACUGUAAUACUAGCAAAAGGGCGUCCGCAAUCCCAUCACUCGCCCGUCGUGCAUCCGCCAAAAGAUGGCCAUUAUCGAACCGGGAAAACAAGGGCUGUACUCCCCACCGGCGGGACCACCUCCUCCACCACUUAUAACGUACUCACCGCCCGCGGGGCCUCCUCCACCUUGGGAGGCCUUCCGGGUCGCAUGCCAACGACCUCAAAAGGUUCAACUGGGAAUCUUCGACAAUCUUCCAGAGGAGCUAAUAGUCGAGGAUAUCCUUCCCCUGCUGAGCCCCCAUUCAAUCGAGACGUUAUCUCGAGUUUGCCGCGCUUUUCAAGUUCAUUGCAGGGACGAUCAGCUGUGGAGACGGAUAUGCUUGGCGAAGGACGAGGAAGCUGACGAGGAAGCAGCAAAACGCUUUCGAGCUCUCACUGGAGCCUCCAACAUUCCGCCGCCCGACCCGGGCUUGUUUCCCUACUCUUUUGCCAAGUGGUGCCGAUGCCAUAUGAAUCUCUCAGGCUUUAACAAUUCCUCCAUGUCAAACGGCAUUCAGAGGGGUUCUAGUCACGAUUUCACGGCGGAGCAGUUCCAGAGCAGGUUCGAGUCAUUAUCCAUACCUCUCCUGAUCGGACCUGAAUACGUCAAGUCAAACUGGACGGCCAUGAAGAAGUGGACAAUGGCGAGUCUGUUGGAACAGUACGAACACGUUCGCUUCAAAGUUGGCAAUGAGUACGGAAACCCGCGAAAAGUCGACAUGUCAUUCGGCGCGUACACCGAUUAUAUGAUCCGUCAGAACGACGAGUCUCCGCUUUACGUUUUUGACUCGGACUUCGCCGAGAAGGCCUCCUCGAUGUUGGAAGACUAUGCAGUUCCGCCAAUGUUCAGCGACGACCUGCUGCAAGUGUUAGGGGAUGAUAGGCCAGAUUACCGGUGGUUGGUGAUAGGACCAUCUCGUUCAGGAGCAAGCUGGCAUGUAGAUCCCUUGGGCACUUCGGCGUGGAAUGCCUUGAUAUCGGGACGGAAGCGCUGGGCGCUCUAUCCGCCAGAGGUCACACCUCCAGGCGUGGACGACGAUGAGGAAGGGAUGUCUAGCCUGGAAUGGUAUCUAGAGGUUUAUCCCUACCUACCGAGUCAUAUGAAACCCAUCGAAGUCAUCCAGGAGCCUGGAGAAAUCAUAUUUGUCCCUGCUGGAUGGUGGCACCUGGUGCUCAACAUUGACCCGUGCAACAUUGCCGUAACCCAGAACUGGGCGAGCAGAUGGAAUCUGAGCGGCGUUGUUUCGGAGAUGGCUGAUUCGGGGAAACCCAAACUUCGGGAGAAAUACCAACGAUUUCGAGAUGCGAUUAUGGUUUCACACCCGGAGUUUGCAUCAACGUUCACAACUCAUGGACCGAGUACCGAUCCCAUCAUUCUAUCGGAAGGCUACAGUACGCGUAGCGACUUUCAUGAGGGAUUCGACUCGGAUGCCGAUAAAUGGAUAGAGCGGAUCAACAUGAUAUGGGCUUCCAAGUUUCCCACGAGCUCAACUGUCCUUUUGAAGGACGUAAUACCUCUAAGCACUGGUAUAAAUCCGGUGUAUUUCCAUGCAGAGAGCAACCAUAUUGUAAAGUUCUACUCGCAUCUAGGGGGCGGGAAAGCAUCGUUCCACUCGGAGGCAUCAGCUCUAUCGAGACUUUCAGCGCAUACUACCAAAGGCCAUUCCUUUUUUCCUGCACUCCUCGCCAGUGGAACCCUGGCUGAUUUACAUCCCAGAAAGUUCGACGCCUGGUCAUGGCCAUACACCGUCCAGUCCAACGAUGGCGCUUUGGAAACGCUCUCGAUGGGCGAUGUCUGUGCGUACUUCACUGACAUUCAUUGGACCGCUUGCGUGGAUAGCAUCGCAGCGCAUGUCCGGGCGCUCCAUCAGACACCACGAGCAUCAGAUCUGACCGAUGUACGUUUAUGGAGCCCGUUUCUUCAAGGGAGGAUUGAACGGGCGGAAGCCGAGCACGCACGCUGGGGCCAUGUGCCGCCCGUCUUAUUGCGUCGCCUCAACGAGUUCAUCGGCACUGCUCUCAGCUGCGAAAUCGAAGCCAUGGCCAGCGUACCAGCCGUCACGUUAUUGCACGGCGACCUCACUCCCGGCAAUAUCAUCGGCCGAUGGAACGGACUGGAUAUAGCCACAUGGAUGCCCACACAGUUGAUCGAUUUUGGCGAUUCGCUGCAUUGCGUAGACGACACGGCCGACCCGAUGAUUGGAGGCGGGAAUGGGAAUCUCUUGAAAAUCGAUUACUAG
Molecule: messenger RNA, 2632 nt
Organism: Fimicolochytrium jonesii
Lineage: Eukaryota; Fungi; Chytridiomycota; Chytridiomycetes; Spizellomycetales; Powellomycetaceae
Exons: 9
Coding region: 437-2632 (731 amino acids)
Molecular function (GO): protein binding
Source: RefSeq, a predicted model, not a curated record